GACGAGGUUCCGUCUCUAACUCUUCAGCGACAGCCGGACGGGCAGGUUAACGUUUACGCUCUCAGACGGCAGGUUUUGUGCACUGUAAUCAUGGGUUCCGAGAGGUACAGUUUUUCUUUGACAACGUUCAGCCCGUCUGGAAAAUUAGUGCAAAUAGAAUAUGCUUUAGCAGCGGUCGCUUCAGGUGCACCUUCUAUUGGAAUUAAAGCAUCCAAUGGAGUGGUUUUGGCUACAGAAAACAAGUACAAAUCAAUUCUUUAUGAAGAGCACACAGUUAAAAAAAUUGAAUUGAUUACUGACCACAUUGGAAUGGUAUAUAGCGGCAUGGGGCCAGAUUAUCGCCUUCUUGUCAAAAGGGCUAGGAAAAUGGCCCAGCAGUAUAAACUGGUGUACGGGGAGAGAAUACCCACUCCACAACUUGUUCAACGAGUGGCAAUGGUCAUGCAAGAAUAUACUCAGUCUGGCGGUGUACGACCUUUUGGGGUGUCUUUGCUCAUUUGCGGCUGGGAUGAUGGAAAACCCACAUUGUUCCAAUGUGAUCCAAGCGGCGCGUACUUCGCUUGGAAGGCUACCGCAAUGGGAAAGAAUUUCAUUAAUGGCAAAGUCUUUCUAGAAAAGAGGUACAGCGAGACAUUAGAAUUAGAUGAUGCAGUUCAUACGGCAAUCCUCACGUUGAAAGAGGGUUUUGAAGGGCAGAUGACUGCUGACAAUAUAGAAGUUGGAGUGUGCGAUGCUUCAGGAUUCAAAGUUCUUGAUCCCAACACUGUCAAAGAUUAUCUUGCAAAUAUACCAUAAAUUGAUUAUAAAGACAAAAAACACGUUGAAACAUUUAAUUGAUCAUUUUGUGCUUUCUAAUAAAUUUU
Molecule: messenger RNA, 863 nt
Organism: Cimex lectularius (bed bug)
Lineage: Eukaryota; Metazoa; Arthropoda; Insecta; Hemiptera; Cimicidae
Gene: Prosalpha2
Product: proteasome subunit alpha type-2
Exons: 6
Coding region: 91-795 (234 amino acids)
Biological process (GO): ubiquitin-dependent protein catabolic process
Cellular component (GO): proteasome core complex, alpha-subunit complex; proteasome core complex
Source: RefSeq, a predicted model, not a curated record